Sardina pilchardus (European sardine) is the source of this 6627-nucleotide messenger RNA. It is a transcript of the gene slc1a2b, whose product is annotated as solute carrier family 1 member 2b. Gene Ontology annotation, molecular function: glutamate:sodium symporter activity; neutral L-amino acid transmembrane transporter activity; L-glutamate transmembrane transporter activity. NCBI's taxonomy places the organism in Eukaryota, Metazoa, Chordata, Actinopteri, Clupeiformes, Clupeidae. The transcript is spliced from 11 exons. The record is from RefSeq and is a predicted model, not a curated record. Gene Ontology annotation, biological process: L-glutamate import across plasma membrane; L-aspartate transmembrane transport. The coding region runs from base 503 to 2080 and encodes 525 amino acids. Gene Ontology annotation, cellular component: plasma membrane.
UCUCCACUGAGCUCCUCCAGUAAGACGCGCUCCGACACAGGGACUUACUUGAGCCGAGCAGCGCCACCACCUUCUCUGUGCUUCUUCUCUGGGGCUCUGGAGGAGGCCGCCUAGCUGACUGGUACUGUAUCAGGUGGACUGGACAGGCUGAGAGGCUGGGGUCUGACCGGUCUGCUUUUCUGCACCCUUGCCAGCAAGUGAGAGCAGAGAAGGAGUUGGAGGGGGCCUCUUUGCUCAGUGUUGUCGGGUGUGAGUUUGAACAAGGGAUACUGUGCUACAAAAGCUGAACCUCAGCUUCCUCUCGAGUUCCCUCCUGACAAAAGGGGGUCCUUGAUGCUGGAGAUUUGCGGCAUCUAUGUAUUUGGAGUUCUUUUGGCUCUUUUUUUGUCUGAGCGUGCUUGUGUUUUAAGUUUCCACGGGUGAAGUUUGAGCUUGGAAGCCUAUACAGCCAAAGACUGAGAGAGGCUGUCGAAGCCAACUGCACUGCUGACAACCAACUCAAAUGAAUGCCAACAGUAUGCCUAAGCAAGUGGAGGUAAGGAUGCACGAGAGCCACUUGGAGCCCAUCGAGGCUGCUCCGCAGUCCAAAUGUGGCCGUAUAUGCAGCAAGCUCUUCAAGAACCUGCUGCUCACACUCACAGUGCUGGGUGUGAUCCUGGGUGCCGUCUCUGGAAUGCUUCUACGUGUGGCCUCGCCAAUUAAUCCGGACAUUGUCAUGGUGAUCGCCUUCCCUGGUGAUAUCCUGAUGAGGAUGUUGAAGAUGCUCAUCCUCCCCCUCAUCAUCUCCAGUUUGAUCACAGGAUUGGCUGGUUUGGAUGCCAAAUCCAGUGGCCGUCUGGGCACCAGGGCCAUGGUCUACUACAUGUCCACCACCGUCAUCGCCGCCAUCUUGGGUGUGAUCCUGGUGCUGGUCAUCCAUCCUGGAAACCCCAAGAUGAAGGAGCAGCUGGGAGAGGGUCUCGUCCAUGAUGAGGUCUCCAGCCUGGACGCCUUCUUCGAUCUCAUCAGGAACCUGUUCCCUGAGAACCUGGUCCAAGCUUGCUUCCAGCAGAUCCAGACAGUUGUGAAGAAGGAGGAGGUCCUCCCGGCCGAGGUGAACAGCACACUGGACGACCUCCUCUCCAAUGCCACCAAGGCCCCAGCCGUUUUCGUCACCAAAAAGUCACUGCAGUUCAAGAGCGGGAUGAACGUGCUGGGCCUGAUUGGCUUCUUCAUCGCCUUUGGAAUCUGCAUGGGGAAGAUGGGCGAGAGGGCCCGCCUGAUGCUGGAGUUCUUCAACAUCCUGAACGAGAUUGUCAUGAAGCUGGUCCUCAUGAUCAUGUGGUACUCUCCCUUCGGUAUUGCCUGCCUGAUCUGUGGCAAGAUCAUCUCCAUCAGUGACCUGGAGGUGGUUGCCAGGCAGCUGGGGAUGUACAUGGUGACGGUCAUCGUCGGCCUCAUCAUCCACGGAGCCAUCUUCCUGCCCUGCAUUUACUUCGCCAUCGUGAGGAAAAACCCCUUCACCUUCUUCAUGGGCAUCUUCCAGGCUUGGAUCACAGCUCUGGGAACAGCCUCGAGCGCUGGAACUCUGCCGGUUACCUUCCGUUGCCUUGAGGAGAACCUGGGCAUCGAUAAGAGGGUGACCCGCUUCGUCCUCCCUGUCGGCGCCACCAUCAACAUGGAUGGCACUGCCCUCUAUGAGGCUGUGGCCGCCAUCUUCAUUGCCCAGAUGAACGGCAUCCAUCUUGACCCUGGCCAGAUUGUCACCGUCAGUCUCACUGCCACCCUGGCCAGUGUAGGGGCGGCCAGUAUCCCCAGUGCUGGGCUGGUGACCAUGCUGCUGAUCCUGACAGCUGUGGGUCUCCCCACCCAGGACAUCAGCCUGCUGGUGGCAGUCGACUGGCUGCUGGAUCGCUUCCGUACCUCAGUAAACGUGGUCGGUGACUCCUUCGGUGCCGGGAUCGUGUACCACAUGUCCAAGGCGGAGCUUGAUGCCCUCGAUGCCCAGCACGGCAAGUCGGACGACAUCGAGAUGAUGACCAAGACCCCGUCCUACUACGACGACCUCAAGAACCACCACGAAAACAACUCCAACCAGUAACCUCGGCCACAAACGGGUCAACUGCUGCGGAGUACACACUUGUUGAGGAGGAACCGUGGAAAAAAGAAUAAUGCAAGCACACACAUCCCCAGCACCUGAGCCCACAAGCUUUCCUAUUGGGUGAAAAAAAAAAAGAAAAUGGAAAAAAUGUUCAAUUCAAAUGGAAAAAAGUACUGUUUUUAUUUUAGUUUUACUGUUGUUGAUGUUGUUCUUGUUCUUAUUGUUGUUGUUGAUGAUGAUGAUGUUUCUUUUUUUUAAUAUUCCCUUUUUUUAAAAAAAGAAUAUUUAACAAAUCAUCUGGCUGACUGAAAACUAAUACUAAUUCUGAAACAGAGAUAUUAAUACUCCAUCUGAUAGAGUUCUAAUGUGUGUGCAGUAGAUAACUCUUGCACAAUGGACAUCAAGGCUCGGGAGGGUUUAAGUAAGGGAAGAAAAAAAACGAAUAUCAAAUAUCUACCUUAAAUUAUUCACAAAUAUAAUAUAUAUGCAUACUGUAGACGUGGUUGCUGUGACAGCAUGUCGGUGAGGGGGGAGAGAGAGAGUCCAAGGUGAGGGGAAGGCAUUUGCUGCAUCCCCUCACCCCCAGCCCACUCUGACCUUUAACCUCCUGUUACAUGUUGGGUGAACAAGCAAUAGCCUGCUGCUUAGAGAGAUCUGCCCCCUUUGGCCACUUAAGGCCCUUACCUCAUCACACCCAACAACGCCCCCACCCCUCCCCCAUCCACUCCUGCCACCUGACACAUGCACAAACACAUACACCUACACUCUCUCUCUCUCUCAAACACACACACACACACACACACACACACUUGGCAAGAGUGAACAGGCACUGAUGAACUGAUCAAUAAGCAACCCCACCCCCUAGAGUCCCAAUUCAUCUUCUCUCCUCUCCCUGAACUUUAUCUCCGUACCUGGAAACAGCUACCCCUCUCUCUCUCUCUCUCUCUCUCUCUCUCUCUCUCUCUCUCUCUCUCUCUCUCUCUCUCUCUCUCCAGGAUUACCUCUCUCCACACUUCUCUCCUCACCUCUCCUCUCUUUCCACCUCUUUAGUCCUCAGGUCAGGUCAUCUUCUCUCCUCCCUCUGGUCCAUUUUUCUGUCCCUUCUUCUUCUUCUUCUUCUCCUGAUGGUCCCUCCCCCCUUCUCGGCUGUUUGUUGCCAGAGGGAUACACGGGGCGUUUGUGAAACUAGAGUGAAUACUGAUGCAAAUCUUAACUGUGUAGUUAUUAUGACCUAUGAGAAUGAUGAUGUAGGCUGUGGCAUGUUGGCCUUAGAUGCAUGUUUUGGGACCAAGCAAGAGCACAAAUGAUCGAUCUAUGUACCUAUCCAAGUCAGAAAACAUUGGGGGGGAAAAAAACACUUUUAGAGAGAUUACCUUAUGAUUCAAGCACAAUCUUUUGGCUGUUUACUGCUGAUAAAGCACAUUCUCUCCUCCAAUUUGAAGGCAGUUUUGCCUUUCCCAAUCAGAAUGCUGAGCACUGCCUAAGACUGUAAGUACAGUCAGUUAGAACAGAGACUAGAUCAUAUCAAAAGUGCCAAUCGCUUUUGUCGCUGGAUCUGUGAAGGUCGCAGAGGGCACGCAGUUUUGUUCUGUAACCUCAAAAGUGGCAUCUUCUCUCUUUUUUUGUUGCUAUUGACAUGCAGGGCAGAGAAACAAUGCGUGCUCCAAACAAAACAUAAUGUCUCUGAGCCAAAAUUGUUUAGACCAUAAAAAACGAUCCCAAAGGAUCCUGAACACUCCAGCUGUGUGGUGGACAGAAAUACCUACACUCUGAAACCCACAGCUGUGUGCUCUCACCAGCUGUUUAUUCACAGUCUUACAAUUGCCAAAAUGCCUAUUGCCUUUAUAUAUAUCCAUGCAUAUAUAAUGCAGCUUACAUGACAUUUAAUAUAUUGACUGUUUACAGACCAUUAAAAUUUAUUUAACUAAGUAUAUUGUAAGGGAAAAAAAGACAACUCAACUUUUUAAAAUGGAGAUAUGAAAAGCACACAGGACAGGGUCUUGUCAAGGGUAGCAUUCCACUAUCAUUUCCUUGAGAUCUUUUCCUUUUAAAGCACACAGAUAAAUGGUUAGACUUGAAAAUAACUGCUAUAGAGCUGCUGUACAUUUACACAGAACCAAUUAAUAUCGCACAAAUAUCGAGCUCACUCUCAAAAAAUAUAUACACCUCAAGUGAAAGAGGCCAUUUUUACACGUACCAUACAGAUUCUCCACGAGGGUAUUUAUCCUCAAAUUCUUGAGCCUUGAACUUCAUUCCUCGACUGUUCUCACCGCCCCACAAUGCUGCAGCAUAUACCGGCUACACUCAAGUCAGCGUCGGCCUGGAUCAGGGAGCCCAAAUCGGCUGAGCUGUCAACUCAAGCUCUUGCCACGGAAAAGUCUUUCCCUCUCAAGGAACCAAAUGGUGAAAGAUUUGACAUACAUACAUACAUACAUACAUACAUAUGCACACAUACAGCUAUAAUAACACUGGGUAAAUUUGAGUGCUGCGCAGGAGACUUAUCUGAACGUUCUCAAGGUACGGAUUUGGUUUGAUGUUCAGUGUAUGUUUUUUUUAUGUUUGUUUCAUUUCGUUUUUCUCUGCGCUCACUCGUCUUUGUUCGUCUCUGCUCUGUGACGACCUUGCCUUGAAGUUGUUAACCACAUUAUGUACGGUCGAGGCAUCUCUAGAUCACACUUUUUAACAGUAGUAGGCCUAGCCUAAAGUCUAACUCUGUCUUUGAGGAGUCGGGGGAGCGUCGUCACCCUCCCAUCAACUGUGCUCCCCUUUCUCCCUGAGCCUCUCCGGAGGGCUCGGGAGGUACAAUGUCCACACGUAUUCCUGGGCAUUCUUGCCGUGUAGAUACUGUACCGGUAACCGAGUGACCACCAGAUCUUCGCGGCACCUAAAAGUGAACGUAAGUCUCGUGAGUGUGAAUGUGAGCGUGCUAACAGCAGCCGCCAUUUAGACAAGGGCCAGUAUAACGCUCACACAACACAAGCCCUGUGUGUUUAUUGACAAAACCGGGGCGACGCAAUAGGCCGCUGAGGUGAGCUCAUCAGUGUAGAUGCAUGGACCUUUUUUUCGUUCUGUUCUCUUUUUGGACCAGUUUUCUGAGAAGCAUGGAAUUGAAGUGCCUCCUUGCACUUUGUGUACAUAUUGUAGGUAACUGAUUUUAUUUUUCGGCGAGGGGACAUGUAGAAAUAGUUUAUAAUUGAUGUGACAUUUUUUUUGUAAUCCUAUAGGAAUAUAUAUCUUAUAUGUUCUUCAGAAAAAUGAAAUAAAUAGAUCAGAAGUGUAUAGAUCAGAAAGUGUAAUAAACUGUUUUGUUUUUAUUUCAUUUUACAUCUCUAUUCCUAGAUGUUUCACUUAGCUGUUACAUAUCCAAUAUAUAAAUAUCUUUUUUGUAUCUAAUGAAUGUUUUGAAUGUUUGGUCCCUUGAAGAUAAAAUGUUGUGUGUGCAUUCAUUUUCAUUGUACAUAAAUAUAUAUAUGACUUGCUCUGUUGAAUUUCAAUGCAGAAUGUUCUGGAAUUUGGGCAUGACUCAAUCAGAAUUUAAACCAAUUGGAAGACAGAAAACACAUCACAUAGUGCAGUUGCACUUGUUGUCCAUUUGGAGUGAUUUUACUUCGCUUGUGGAAUGUGGUUAUUAUCCUGUUAUGUACCAGCUCUUAAGCACAGAUGUCGAAGAUUAAAAUUUAUACGCUGUGUACGUAAAACAGAAAUAAAAAAUGUCACUACUGUUGUCCGUUCUGAGUAAAUACUAACCGGAACCACUGAGAAAGCUUAUACAACUGUGAGCUUAUCUCCUAAAGAGUGCAGCUCACAAUAUGGUAGAUAACAAGUACAUGGCCUUUCUAAAAAAUCACCCCACAAUGUGUCAGCAUGCAGUUCAAAUCAUAAGGGCAUGCUUGUUUGUUUUUGCUGCAAGCAUGAACUGUCACACAUACUCAGUUACUCUUCGGGCCUAACAUUUAAGCAGGAUGGAGAUAAUAUUCUUGUAAAGAGUUGACCCUAGAGUCGAUCAAGAGCAUAUCAACUUUUUACAGGAACACAAAAAGUCAGCAGUUCUAACAUUGCCCCUCUGCCACCCCAUGUGUUUUGGUAUGUGCCAGCUCUCACCAGGGGCAGGCCCAAAAAAACAGAGCUUCACACCGUUAAAAGACAAUUGGAAUUUUAGGGCAUGUGACCAAAAACAAGGGCCAGUAAGAAAACCAAUUAGUGACAUGCUGUUUGUCUUAUACACGAAGACCCGUUGAGUUAGCCUGCUAACCUGCCUGACCUCGACUCCUAUCUCUGUGUCCAUGUGCAGACCUCCCCUCCGAUACAAGUCCUCUGUGUGAAACCCUUUGCGUCAUUUUCAUCCAUGUUGAAGAUGACUGGGUUGGGACAGAGUAGAAAACAAAUGUGUACAUGAACACAAUAUAAUAAUUAAAAAAGGAAACAACUACAGUUUUUUUUUCUUUAUCAGACCUGUGGUAUAAAAUUCCAUGUUCAUACAUAUCAGUAUGUGUUGUACCACUGGUGUACAUACAACUAUGAUAACUAAUAAAUGUUGAUUCAACUAA